AUGGUACGAAUAGACCAUGCGGCUUCAUAUUUUAUGCCGAUGUUUUGUUCUGCGAAACCGUAUGUCGUUAUUUUGUCUACCCUGGCUACUAUCCUUCUCUUUGCGGCAAUGUACAUGACGUCUCAUAUUCUCAGUAAUCAAUAUGACGAUCCGAAUUUAUUUAAACCUAAUUCGCAAGAUUAUUUCAGAACUUCACUAUUAGGAAUUUUUUCACCUGUAUUAUACUAUUUCAUAAAGACAUUUCUUUUCAAUGUAAAAAAGAAGUAUCCGAUCCUAAAUCUUCUGGUCGAUUUCCCUUUGAAUGACUGGUUCAUUCUUUUGAUAAUCGUUUGCCUAGCAUAUCCACAGCUCGAACAAUAUGAUAUAGCAGCAGACACACUCUUGUGGCAUAUAUUGCCUAGGCAGUCAUAUCUUUUUGGAAUUGCUUGGUCGUUAGGUGAAUUUAUCAUAUGUGUUAUUGGUAAUAUCUUCAGUUAUCAGGAGGUUCCUAUGAGGAACAAAAGCAACGGCAAUAGCUCAAACAUUAUGAAUAAUGAUGACAUUUUCUAUGAAGGUAAUGCAGAUAUAGAUAAUGAUGGUUCUUUCUUACAGAGGGAUAAGAUCACUUUGUCAAAAUGUAUCGGAGUUAGACGAAAUUCGUCAUCGAUAUCUCAAAAUGUUUAUUGCCCCGAAAAUGAUUUCAAAAAGCAUCUGCAUGUUUAUUCUACUGAUUAUGGGUCACUCAAGCAUGGCGAAAAUAACAGUAACCUGGAGGAUACUUUAGUAAUGGUUGAUCCCACUGAUAAUUCUUUGAGGUUAGCUUCUUUAGACCUAGAAGAGGACACUGCAAGAGGACUCAUCCCUUCGACAGCCAAAACACAAUUCGGAAAUAGAACUAGCAAUGGUACCAGAGGCAACGUGAAAUAUUUUCCUCCGAUAAAUAACAAAAGGGAUCUAUUCAUAGGGAUAGGGUUAUUGUUACUAGUCGUGAUUAGUAACAUUUUACUAACCAUAGGCCAAUGUUUGAUUACUUCAAUCUACUUCAUAUACGUACCAGGUCAUAAAGAGCUCUUCACACGCAUAGUUAAUUAUUUUGGCAGAAGGACGCUAAAAUAUUUUCUAAUGGUUGUUGUCAUCCCUUUUAGCACACUAAAUCUUCUUGCCAAUGGAAUGAUUUACAUGUGGAGGGAUAGCAACUUUCAAUGCUCAGCUGCUGUUAACCCAGAUUUCCUUUCAAGAACGUACUCCAAUAGUAUAAGAAAUCACCAUGAUUACUACGAGUCGGGUUCCUCCCUGCACCAGUCAAGACAGGGCUCGAUUACUAUUUCUGAUUUGGCGUCCCAACAAGAUCCAUCCUCAUUGAUGCUUAUACCGUCUCCAUUAGACUAUCCUCAUCAUUACGGCUCCAAUUUAGACGAUUACGAAGCUUUUUCGCCAAGAGUUCUGGGACGCGUUAGAAACAUUAUCUGUUCAUGGCGUAAAGUUGCCGUUAAGGACUCCUUUGUGCUUACGUCGAUGUUCAUCUGGGGCAUGGUAAUUUUCAUUACCGGUAUAAGGAGUACUAUCACCUUUUGA
Molecule: messenger RNA, 1554 nt
Organism: Zygotorulaspora mrakii
Lineage: Eukaryota; Fungi; Ascomycota; Saccharomycetes; Saccharomycetales; Saccharomycetaceae
Gene: AIT1
Product: Ait1p
Exons: 1
Coding region: 1-1554 (517 amino acids)
Source: RefSeq, a predicted model, not a curated record